AUGCCCGUUUCGUGGGAUGAAAUUCAAAAUUCCGUGCAAUUCUAUGCAGCCAUCACUGCGGUCCCACUCAAUGUCCUACUGAUCUACUUGAUCAUCAAGUACUCCUCCAGUGAAAUUGGAGCUUACAAGUACUUGAUGAUCUACAUUUCGGUUUUUGAACUCAUCUAUGCCAUCAUUGAUGUAAUCGUAUCCCCAUUCGCACAUGCCUACGGAUCCACGUUCUUAGUUAUAGUUAACCUGAAGAAGACAUCAAUUCCAAGAUGGGUUCACAGAAUUUUACUUUCUGCUUACUGUGGAUUUUAUGGAUGCUCAAUGGCAAUUUUUGGUAUUCACUUUGUUUAUCGUUACCUGGUCGCCAAAGGUUCUGACUUGCUGAAGACGUUCCAGUCAAAGAAGAUUAUUGGUUGGCUUUUGAUACCCGCAAUUUUCGGACUCAUUUGGAGCUGUCUCACAUACUGGCCAUGUGCAAAACGAGAGUCUACCGAUAUCUAUGUGAAAGAUAAUUUGUACGAAAAAUUCAAUUUAAGCAUUGAUGAUGUGGAAUACAUUGCACCCUACUUUUAUGAGUUGGACAAAAAUGGAAAUCUGGAAAUCUACUGGCCCAGUUUUGUUGGCAUUGGUGUGAACUCUGUUAUCAUCAAUGUUUCUAUUGCAACCAUUAUCUAUUUUGGGAAAAAAUGCUACACAAUCCUCAACUCUCUUGUACCACACACUAGCAAGUCUGAAAAGAAUCGACGUCUUCAAAAGCAGUUGUACUUUGCUCUUGUCACUCAAACCCUCAUCCCAAUUGUUUUAAUGCAUAUUCCAGUCUCUACGCUUUACUUUUCCGCGUUCUUUUGCAUUGAUCUUGGAUCCAUCAGCGGAAUCGCUCCAUUGGCAAUUGCUCUCUACCCAACGCUUGAUCCACUUCCCACUAUGUUCAUUAUUGGACAUUACAGAACUGUCGUGUUCAAUUGGAUUUUAUGGUUGCCACGAAAAUUUGGAAUCUGUUCCAAAAAUUCGGUAAAUCCUGAAAUUGAUGAAACAACUGUUCAAGAUGGACCUGAUGCAGUUACCCAAAGUAAUGCAAUAAUUCAAGAAUCACAAGUUUAA
This is a messenger RNA of Caenorhabditis elegans, 1092 nucleotides long. RefSeq names its product Serpentine receptor class r-10 (gene str-204). Gene Ontology annotation, cellular component: ciliary membrane. The record is from RefSeq and is marked reviewed. The transcript is spliced from 4 exons. NCBI's taxonomy places the organism in Eukaryota, Metazoa, Nematoda, Chromadorea, Rhabditida, Rhabditidae. Gene Ontology annotation, biological process: detection of chemical stimulus involved in sensory perception of smell. Bases 1 to 1092 code for a protein of 363 amino acids.